AUGAAGCACGGAUUGAGAACCUUGUGCCUUUUAAUCUACAUUUCUACCGGGAUCACGGUGAUCGUUGAAUCGAUCGAGGAGUCGCCAAUUUCGACGAACGAGGGAGGAGAUCGUCUGCCGAACUUCGACGACGAGGGUUUCGCCUCGUGCCUGGCUGGGAAACGGCAUGCCACGUUCGAAUGCGUGAAUCGAGGCGCCCUGUCCGCCCUUCGAUCGAUCGAUCGAAAGGACGAUCUGGAUUUUGGCGACGUGCACUUGGAGAGAGCGGGCGGCCACGGUAGAGAAGCUUUGGAUUGGGAUUACGAUCCAAAGGAUUUCGGGAACGUAGCGAAGGCGGCUAUCGAACUGAUGGAACGACGAAGCCUCAGAUGGAGUCUGGACAACGUGUAUCCCGGGCUGGAAUUGAGAGCCGGCCCGACGUUGAACGGGAACGGGAUACUGGAGUUCGUCGUUAAUGAAAAAUCGACGGUUUUCGGGGACAGGCAAACUUUGGGCCCAGGAAGGCAAAUGAUGAGACACCUGUUGAUACCAUUCCUGCUAGGUUUUAAGUUCAACCUGGCCUCCCUGAUCCCCCUCAUGUUCGGCUUUUUGCUACUGCUCACGAAGAAGGCUCUGCUGUUGACGAAGGUGGCGCUGGUGAUCACCGGCCUGCUCGGUUGGAAUUCCUUCCUAUCCACCACGUAUCCCACGAGCGGGAUUCAUCACUCUUACGAGGCGCUUCCACCGCAGUACUAUUACAAUUUCCACCACAGACCACCGUACAGGGAAUUCCAGGGCAACGACUUCGAGCCACCGUACAGCCAACACGUGAUCAGAGAGGUCGUCGACGUUUACGACAACGCGGAGCAGGGCGUUGGCAAGAGGAAGCAGCGGAACGGGAAGAAUUUCGUUUGGGUGAAGAGUAGUUGA
Molecule: messenger RNA, 909 nt
Organism: Apis laboriosa (Himalayan honeybee)
Lineage: Eukaryota; Metazoa; Arthropoda; Insecta; Hymenoptera; Apidae
Exons: 2
Coding region: 1-909 (302 amino acids)
Source: RefSeq, a predicted model, not a curated record